AUGGCUCCUACCGCGUCACCAAACCCACGUCGAAUCACGAGGAGCCAAAGCCGAGAUGUUGAUAAUGUCCUACCUUCCAAAAGUGCCAUGGGCACUGGAGUGUCUUUUGGGCGCAACUGGCUGAGCCGCCUCCCAGAAGAGCCUUUGACAAGUUCCCCGAGGAAUCCCACACCCAGUCGUCGGGAAGUUGUACCUGAGUCGCCGGAGAAUCAUGAAGGUCACACUAAUGUCUCCGGUACAACCUUGGGCCCCAAUGAUCUGGAGCCCAAUAAUGCUCACGUCGCCGAUGAGAUCGCAAGACAGCUGCCUCAUGUCCAACAAGAAGCGAUAAAUGUCCUGGGACUGAUUAUCCCCCAGGAUUUGAUGCCGAGUAUUCUUGCAGAGGAGGCUAAAAGACUCGCUGAUCACACCAACCCGAAUCGCAAACGCCUCAGGCGUUUCGUUGAAGGCAUGAAAGACGAAUUGAGCGACUUGCCUCUUGUCCGCCAAGGCAGGACAUUUCUAGACAUCUCCGAAUUCCGUCAACGGCUUUCACCCGCUCAGCUGGAGGGAUCCCUUCCAAGCCUAUAUCUCACCAACUGUGCUCUGUUGGCCCUAAACAUGUUUCUUCCAAGCCUCGGCACCGAGGACAAGUCGCAAGUCAUCCAAGAGCUGGAUGCUCAGUUUCCUGCGUGCUUCGUGGACCGCCUUGCGGACGGAACCACCGUUGGCGCAGUCGGAGCAACCGAGCUUAAGCAGGAGACAUUCGAUCUCGCUCUAAGCAUUCGAACCCAAUUCUUCAUAAUGGAGCUGGAAAGGCGUCGUGAGUUCAGAGACUUUGAUCCAAUCGCUAUCUUGCGACAGAUAUUCUGCAUGGACCUUAUACCUGGUGAAAAUGACAACCAAGAAACACCUACCUCCUUCAGGGGCUUUAACUUGCCUGAUGUCCUGCAGGAUGAGGAUGGGCAUCUUCCUGAGACUCUGCCCGAAAAGUUUCAACAAGCCGUGUAUGAGAGAUUCGGCGACCUUCGCGAUGAAAUCUGCGAUGAUGGUGUCGACAGUUUGAAAAGGUUGUACAAACUGCGCUUCUUCGAGCGGGAGCUUGCACGCUGGAUCCAAGGGCGUGACAAGGAGAUCAAGGAAGACCUGAAGCGUCUUUCAGAUGACCAGGCGACAAGAGCGUCUUCACGUCGCUUGGCUUCAGCCUCGGUCGGCCCGGCCAACCUGCGUCAAGGUUCGGUGUUGUCUACACCCCAGAAAGGCCGUGCCCUAGAACCACGUAUCCAGCAAUCCCGGUCGCUCCAAAGGGUACGCACUGUGGAACCGGCUCCGGUUGUUGACCACGAACCCGAGGUCCAGGCUUCCCAGCCACGGGCCACACCUCAAAAGUCUUCCGAACAAGUUGCCCGCGCUCAGGCACAACCUACUAGGAUGGAACCUGAAAGACGGAAGUCCAAGAGCCAUUAUCGAAACUCGUCCUCCAUGGCAGCUCUCAAGAACCGCAUGGAUAACAGCCGUCAACAAGAUUUGUCUGUCCUUGAGUCGCAGGCACCAAAUCGUUUUCUGGAUGCAGGAACCACGAACCACAGGGACCUUCCCGGACCCUCGACUUUUAAUCAAGAGUUCCCCGAGCGCGAGAUUCAGCAAUUACCGGACCUCACAUAUCCUAGCCUUGCGGAAGACUCCACGUUGCAUAACAACGACGAGGAACUGGAUCUCAGCCGGGAACAAGAAAGUGGAAUCAUGGCCUCGACCAGCCCCUCGGCCUCUGCGAGGAUUAAUCGGGUCAGCCAUAACCCAGGCCGAUGGUUCGAUUCGCCAGGCGAUGAAAGCACGCAGCGAAUAGCCACAGGAAGACCACCCGCUAGAAACACUCUGCCCGCAGGUCCUCGGUUCAUUGAUGCCCAGGAGAGUCGUGCCCAAGUGUCGCCAAUCAGCUCCGUUUAUGUCCAGAGCGCAGAGAGACAACACUCAGUGCCAAGUGACGCCAACCAGAAGAAGCGAGCUCGACGCACCUCCUACUCUAGUGACUUCUCUGAUGAUGCUGCUUUCGAAGAAGAUGACCGCGAUGUCGAUCGCAGGGCCGAAAAACCCCAGCAAAACUUCCCUGUGGCAAAGAAACAGCGUACUGAGGCUAGCACGAGGUCCGAAAGCGCGGCUCAGCAGCUCCAAUCAAGCUUGAAUGAGACCAGCCAAUCCCAGCAACCCUCUGCUGUAGCAGCUCCAGUAAAUGAAAGCCAGGCCGAUACCACCCCUGAAAAGAGUGCCAGUACAUCGCGUUGGGAGGCCCAGCUUAACCGGCACUCUGGCGGUUACACUCGCAAGGCCAAUAACCGGUGGACUGAGGUGGAGGACGAGCGUUUGCUCCAACUCAUGGCUAAGUUCGGCUCCUCAUACGCGAAAAUUCAGAAGCACGACAACUUGUGUCCUGCGACUGCGGGCGGGCCGAAGCUCGAGUCCCGUAGUCAGGUGAACCUGAAGGACCGUGCGCGCAAUUUGCGUCGCAAGUUCACCCGAGAGGGACGAGAGCUUCCUCCGGGGCUGGAGCACGCCCCCAAGUAG
Molecule: messenger RNA, 2541 nt
Organism: Penicillium canescens
Lineage: Eukaryota; Fungi; Ascomycota; Eurotiomycetes; Eurotiales; Aspergillaceae
Product: telomere repeat binding factor family protein
Exons: 4
Coding region: 1-2541 (846 amino acids)
Source: RefSeq, a predicted model, not a curated record